Molecule: messenger RNA, 1017 nt
Organism: Pseudogymnoascus verrucosus
Lineage: Eukaryota; Fungi; Ascomycota; Leotiomycetes; Thelebolales; Thelebolaceae
Exons: 1
Coding region: 1-1017 (338 amino acids)
Source: RefSeq, a predicted model, not a curated record
AUGGAAGCCCAGCAGGGGCAAGCCCGAGUAGAGCAAGCCCGGCUAGAGCCCGCCUGGUGGGAGCCCGUCCGGCAGGAGCUCGUCCGACGAGAGCUGGACCGGCUGGAACAGGCCUGUCAGGAGGAGCGUUUAAUCAUGCUACCUACGCUUCCAAAUAACGAACCCGAUAGCCAUAGAACGCUCCACCACUACCACCACGCGCCCAGCAAGUAUAUUCAUGGCAGCCCACACCCUCUUUAUCCCGAAGGGCAAUAUCAAAAUCCGAGGUACAGCAUCCCAGACACAGAUAGCCCCUGGACAGGCGCGGAAGACAGUCUUCUCCUCGAGCAAAUCCCAUAUGCCACGCCUCCUGGAAUAAGAGCCCGCUACGGCUUCGAGAUACUGGCCUUCUGGCCCCGAAUUUCACGCCAGAUGACAAAGGAAUCGCGUGCAAAGAACAUUAGCAACCGAGAAUAUACGCCGGAUAGCUGUGAAGCCCGAUACUGCGUUAUCCUCAGCCAAAUCGAAAACCCACGCAUAGGAAACAGGGCGCCUGAUGGUGAUGGAGGUGUCAGCCAAAUUGGAAAAUCGGACAGUGGAAACGGGGGGCCAGUUAAUGAUGAAGCUGUCAGUCAAACUGAAAAACCAGACAAUGGAGACGAGGGGACAGUUGGUAAUGAAGCCGUCAGCAAAAUCGAAAAUCCAGACAACGGAAACAGCAGGCCUGACGGUGAUGGAGGUGUCAGCCAAAUCGAAAAACCAGAGCACAGAAACAGGGGCCCUGAUAGUCAUAGAGGAGUCAACCCGUAUGGGUAUUUGAUCCCAGCUGCAUAUCAACUUGACAUGCCGCCAUAUAUUGGCUUAGACAGUCAGUUGACUCCUACCGACUACCACAGCGAGCGGAAAGAAGCGAAUCUCCUCGGAAAGCUAGUCAACGUGCAGAGAAUUAGGACGGCUAUAGGAGUAGGACAAUUGCUUAACCCAGAACAGGGAAUCGGUCCCCCAGUCCCUCCUUUGAUAGCCCAUGACGAACCAUGA